This is a messenger RNA of Melanotaenia boesemani (Boeseman's rainbowfish), 4761 nucleotides long. It is a transcript of the gene kdm7aa, whose product is annotated as lysine (K)-specific demethylase 7Aa. Gene Ontology annotation, molecular function: transcription coregulator activity; histone demethylase activity. The record is from RefSeq and is a predicted model, not a curated record. Gene Ontology annotation, biological process: regulation of transcription by RNA polymerase II; protein demethylation. Lineage: Eukaryota; Metazoa; Chordata; Actinopteri; Atheriniformes; Melanotaeniidae.
UCAUUCCUGUGUUGUUUGGGGACAGUAGGAAGAUGGCGGCGGCCCCGCUAUACUGUGUCUGCCGGCAGCCCUACGAUGUGAGCCGGUUUAUGAUCGAGUGCGACAUCUGUAAAGACUGGUUUCACGGCAGCUGCGUACAGGUAGAAGAGCAUCAUGCUGUGGAUAUCGAUGUUUACCACUGUCCCAACUGUGAUGUCAAAAACGGACCCUCCCUGAUGAAAAAGCGCAACAACUGGCACAGACACGACUACACUGAGCCAGAUGAUGGAGAGAAACCGGUGCAGGCCGGCACCUCGGUGUUUAUCAAGCAGCUCCAGGACAGAACCUUCCCCAGUGCUGAGGAGAUUCUGAUUCGGAUGAAGGGUGAACAUGUGACUACCAGGUAUUUGGAGAGACAUGGAUUUAACUACCCGAUAGCAAUCACCGAGAUGGAGGGCCUGGGCCUGAAGCUACCACCUCCUACUUUCUCUGUCAAAGAUGUGGAGCAGUAUGUGGGUGGUGAUAAAGUCAUUGACGUGAUAGAUGUGGCACGACAGGCGGACAGCAAGAUGAAGCUCAGUGAGUUCAUCAAGUAUUUCACCAAGCCCCAUCGACCCAAAGUCCUCAACCUCAUCAGCCUGGAGUUCUCUGACACCAAGAUGGCAGAGUUGGUGGAGGUUCCCGUUGUGGCUCGGAAGAUGUCUUGGGUGGAGAACUACUGGCCAGACGACUCAUUCUUCCCAAAGCCCUUUGUUCAGAAGUACUGCCUUAUGGGGGUUAAAGACAGCUACACAGAUUUCCACAUAGACUUCGGAGGCACCUCCGUCUGGUAUCAUGUUCUCUGGGGCGAGAAGAUCUUCUAUUUGAUCAAACCCACUUCCACCAACCUUGCACUAUAUGAGGCAUGGAGCUCCUCGCCCAAUCAGAGUGAAGUGUUCUUUGGGGACAAAGUGGACAAGUGCUACAAGUGUGUUGUAUCCCAAGGAACCACCCUGCUCAUCCCUACAGGCUGGAUCCACGGUGUUCUCACCUCUCAGGAUUGCAUGGCGUUUGGAGGAAACUUCCUUCACAACCUCAAUAUUGGCAUGCAGCUCAGGUGUUAUGAAAUGGAGCGUCGUCUGAAAACCCCAGACCUCUUCAAGUUUCCAUACUUCGAGGCCAUCUGUUGGUACGUGGCCAAGAACCUCCUGGAAAUGCUAAAAGAGCUACGCGAGGACAACUGUCCACCACCAACCUACAUAGUGGACGGAGUCAAGGCUUUAAUCAGUGCACUGAGAACUUGGUUAAAAAGAGAGAUGGCUGAGCCCACUAGUGAGGUACCUGACAACAUCAGGCCUAAUCAUCUUAUUAAAGAGCUGACCAAGGAAAUCCGCUACCUGGAGGAGGAACCAGGAAGUGGUAGCAAGCCAGUAAAAUCUCAGGGAUGUGGAAUACCGUCGGGAUCGAACGGCUGCCCGGCCACUCGCUCCGCGCUGGAGCGGCUGUGCCAGGCACGGCGGGCUCGGCGGGCUGCCAGACGGCUGAGGGAGCAGCAGCAGCAGCUGGUGCCCUCCAACCUGGACAUCUUGGAGCAGCACACCAGGGAGGUGCUGAAGAGGCUGGAGGUGGGACCUCUGGAGGAGGAUCCGGCGUUUUGUGCCAAGGUUCAUGGGAAACUCAACAAGGUGUCGACUGCAUCAGCAGCAGCAGCUGCAGAGUCAUUAGAGGACAACCACCUACGACUCAUGCUGGUCAACGGACGAAUCAUCAGAGAUUUAAGGAAGCCCGGAAGCAGCCCUGUAAAGACAGAGGGCGAGUGGUUGUCUGUCGGCCAAAGUCCACCAAAGAGUUGUGUGGAUGUGAAGUCGGAGAGGACGCAGGACUGUCGAGACCAGCACAGCACAGCUGAGAAACCCACACUCCUCAGGGGUCUGGAGAGGGUGAAGGCUGAACUCAGGGAAGAAGUCUCAGGACACUCCAGUGUGUCAGACGGGGAGUCGGACAGCGACUCUGCCACAGAGCAUAAAGUAUCUUCGUCGUCCUCCUCUUCUGAUGAGGAUUCAGAGAGUUCCCAGGAGGAUGAAGAGGAGGGGGGCUCAUCUGAGCAGACAGGCUCAGGGCACACCAUAGAGCUGGACCAGUUUGGCCAGAAACUCAGGCACAAGCACAAACCACUCAAACGAGAACGUCCUACCUCACCCAGCACAGAAGAGGCCAUUCAAGGGAUGCUGACAAUGGCUGGUCUGCUGUGCUCCUCCAACCCAGAGAAGGGAGCCUCUCCCCAGGAGCCCUGGUGGUCCAGCCAGUGCUCACCACAGGAAGCCACAAAGCAUCAGCUCCGGUUGCAGGGGGGCAAGAGCCCGAUGGAUAGCCAGGGUAACAGCAGCAGCGAGGCCUGGGACAAUCAGGGGCUUCCCAGCCCAGAGACGGACUACCAGUACUGUGACCCAUCCAUGUCUCCCCCACUACACCCCUCCAAGAGGCACGCCCCCAACCCCCCCCCUAUCAGCAAUCAGGCCACAAAAGGCAAACGGCCCAAAAAAGGAAUGGCUACAGCCAAACAAAGACUGGGCAAGAUCCUGAAACUCAACAGACAAAGUCGCGUCUUUGUGUAACACCUCAAACAUUACAGAAGAAAUUAGGAUUUUGGGGUGUUUACUUGAAGAAAAGGACAACUGUGUAUCUGGUAUUGGACACAUUUGUGCUGUAGAGAUGGGGGUGAGAAUAAAAAAAAAAAGGAACACUGCCCGAAAACGACUAUAACUGAACAAAUCUCGACACUUAAAACGCUCACUGUGCAUGCUUAGGAGACAGGGUAUUGGAUUUGAAAUAAGCAAGUGCACGACUUCACCUCAAGCACACUAAGAACAAAAAAAAAGGAGCAUCGAGAAGCGGAGGAGACGAGCGCUUCUGGCAGCAUUCAGAUGGACAAAGGAGAUUAAAGGACACCUUCCAAGAUAUCAUCUGCUUCUGAUUCCAAGAUCUCUGCAUCUCAUCUACUAACACUUCCUCUCUGCUGAGUGCCCCCCCUUCCUACAACCUCCACUUCAUCUGCAGGUGAAAUUGAGCUGCAUCCACAGCUGGAUCUUGUUCCUAUGCCCCCCCCAGGCCUGAAGAGGGAAUGUGGUGCUAAAAAAAAGAAAAAAAAAGAAAGAGGAGGUAGUGAACUGAUAUUUCAGAUGGUGCUAAUUGUUUUGUAUUUACUCCACUCAUGCUUCUCCCUCCCCGACUUUCCCCCACUUCUUAUCUCAAUCACACCAGCAAUAAAGACUCUGAGGAGAGCGGAGAGUGACCGGCAGCACUUGGGUGCAUCCUUCAGUUUGCAGAGAAGUCUGAAAGGUGGUUGCAGACCUGCACUGUUUUAUUAGCUACAAGGAAGCUGCUCAAAGUGCUGCCUCUCAGUGAAUUUGUUUUCAGUAGGAAAUGUGAGUGGCUCUGAAAUGACUCACAUCCUGUUUAAUUUAUUUCUCAUUUUAUCUGUGAUGUUUUCAUGUCAUUUUUAUGGAUUCUGAAUGAUGUAUUUAUUAAUUGAAAGAAGUGAUUUUAUUAUAUUUUGUCCAUAAAGCCUCAACUCUUCUGAGGAUUUUUCCUUUAUAGGGUUUUGUUUUUUAAAUCUUUAACACAUGCUUUUGUAAAUGUUGAUGUUUUAGAGUUCCUGUUAUCAGCUGUUGAGUAGCAGUUUACCUACAAACCUUUUAUUACCUUCUAUUGUCACAAAUCUUUUCCCUCCCCAGUUUGAGUAGAGCUUGUUUUGAUUCACGUCUCUUCUAGUUUCCAGUUCUCGUGUAGCCGGAGAUGUUGGGCUAUGUGUGAGUAGGUUUUAAAGGAAAAAGUCAGCUUUCAUAUCUACAUGAGUGUUUUCAGCUAGUGCCACUUGUCAUGACUUAGCAAAAAAAAAAGUAUUCUGAGCCACUGUGGUUGAUCCAAAGUAGUUGAUGAGGAACGUCAAUGGGACGCGUGAGUUUUCUUCUAUGUUUUCUUUUAAUUCCAGUGCUGAUGUCAAAUGUGCGUUUUGCUCUGGGUGCGCAGUUUUUCACUCUCAGGGAACGAUGCCAUGGACAUAACCUUCGAUUAAACCACCAGCCACAUCAUGGAUGCAGACAGGAUGCUCUCGGCAUCACUCAAAUCUCCUCUUGCAUUCAAGAUGCUGAGGUUUGUUUUCAUAGUUUAAAAAUAUAUAUAUAUUUCAAGGUUUUUAGUUGUACAGAUAUGCUCUGCUUUAGCUUUUCCAGUCAUUGUACCUAACAGGAGUCCCCUUUCCUCACAUUCAACUCAGUGUUAAUCAUGACACACCCCCAUUAAGUUGACUUGGUGUUGACUUGGACCAGGUGAACUGCUUGCCAUGUAGCUUUAAGACCACUCUUGGAACAGCAUGAGACUUGGAAAGCUGUGCUCAGGUUGACCUGUGAGUAACUGUGCGGUCUUGGUAUUUAAAAUAAUCCCAACACAAAGAACCAGCCUGGUUAGUGUUAAUCACACUGCCAGACUGAUCUCCUCCUUUCCUCUUACACUACACUUUUAACUCUUUAACUCUUUGCAUGUCACAUCAUCGAAAAACACGAACUGACCCGCAGGCAGGGUUUGUUAUAAGCUGUAUUCAUCGCACAGGAUUUUGUCCCCCUUCUGCUUUAUAUGCAGCUCUCUUGGCAUUUGUGUUGUGUUGGUUCUUGCAAUGUUUCUUCCAGAUUUAAAUGGCUUAUGAUUUGAAAAAUACAAACACUGGCUAACUGUGACACUGUUAAUGCGUUGCAUUUUUGGUUCUGCAUUUUAAAAAUUGCGUGUAAAUAAAACUAAUGUAAUUAA